This is a messenger RNA of Lycium ferocissimum, 887 nucleotides long. RefSeq names its product chlorophyll a-b binding protein 37, chloroplastic. The coding region runs from base 49 to 846 and encodes 265 amino acids. Gene Ontology annotation, biological process: photosynthesis, light harvesting in photosystem I; response to light stimulus. Lineage: Eukaryota; Viridiplantae; Streptophyta; Magnoliopsida; Solanales; Solanaceae. Gene Ontology annotation, cellular component: plastoglobule; chloroplast thylakoid membrane; chloroplast envelope. The record is from RefSeq and is a predicted model, not a curated record. The transcript is spliced from 2 exons.
AUAGUGCAAAAUUAGCAUCACCACAAACAAAAAGAAAAAAAGGCUAAAAUGGCUACUUCUGGAAUUCAACAAUCUGCAUUUGCUGGCCAAACAGCUCUUAAGUCACAGAAUGAACUCGUUAGGAAGAUUGGUAGCUUUGGUGGAGGACGUUUCACAAUGAGACGAACUGUCAAAAGUGCCCCUCAAAGCAUUUGGUACGGAGAAGACAGACCAAAGUACUUGGGACCAUUCUCUGAGCAAACUCCAUCAUACUUGACUGGUGAGUUUCCAGGUGACUAUGGGUGGGACACUGCCGGACUCUCUGCUGAUCCAGAGACAUUCGCCAGAAACCGUGAGCUUGAGGUGAUCCAUUGCCGAUGGGCUAUGCUUGGCGCUUUGGGAUGUGUCUUCCCUGAAAUCUUAUCUAAGAAUGGUGUUACAUUCGGUGAGGCAGUUUGGUUCAAGGCUGGAUCUCAGAUUUUCUCAGAAGGAGGUCUUGAUUACCUUGGUAACCCAAACCUCGUCCACGCCCAGAGCAUCCUCGCUAUCUGGGCCUGCCAAGUUGUCCUUAUGGGCUUUGUGGAAGGAUACAGAGUUGGUGGAGGCCCACUAGGUGAAGGCCUUGACAAGAUCUACCCCGGAGGUGCCUUUGACCCUCUUGGCCUCGCUGAUGAUCCAGAGGCAUUUGCUGAGUUGAAGGUCAAGGAAAUCAAGAAUGGACGAUUGGCUAUGUUCUCAAUGUUUGGUUUCUUUGUUCAAGCUAUUGUCACGGGAAAGGGACCAAUUGAGAACCUUUUUGACCACGUCGCUGACCCUGUGGCUAACAAUGCUUGGGCUUUUGCUACAAACUUUGUACCCGGAAAAUGAAUUUAGUAAUGUAUAAAAAUUGUGGGCUACUCCAUGUUGUU